UGCCAUGGAGAAGGGAACCGGCCCCUUGACCAGAAGCUCAGUGGCCUCGGCCUCGUCCUCCACGGCCACCUUCAAGGAGGAGCUGCUGUGCCCCAUCUGCUACGAGCCGUUCCGGGAAGCCGUGACCCUUUGCUGCGGCCACAACUUCUGCAAGGACUGCGUGAGCCGUUCCUGGGAGCACCGGCAUCACGCGUGCCCCGUCUGCAAGGAAACCUCCUCCUUCGACGACCUCCGCGUCAACCACACGCUCAACAACCUGGUGGAGAUGAUCCUGAAGGAGGAAGGGCAACGGCGGAACCGGGCGGCCACCCUCUGCCCGCUCCAUCACGAAGAAGCCAAAUUCUUCUGCCUGGAAGAUAAGGAGUUGGCGUGCUUUGCCUGCCAAAGCUCCAAGCAACACGAAGGGCACAAGAUGCGGCCGGUGCACGAGACGGCGGCGGAUUUCAGGGCCAAGCUGAAGAACAUGGAGACUUCCCUGCGGGAUAAGGCGAAGGAUUUUGGGGCCGUGCAUCGCUCCUACAAGUCCAUCUCCGCACACAACCAG
Molecule: messenger RNA, 544 nt
Organism: Eurypyga helias (sunbittern)
Lineage: Eukaryota; Metazoa; Chordata; Aves; Eurypygiformes; Eurypygidae
Product: tripartite motif-containing protein 35-like
Exons: 2
Biological process (GO): innate immune response; positive regulation of apoptotic process
Molecular function (GO): zinc ion binding
Source: RefSeq, a predicted model, not a curated record